Molecule: messenger RNA, 3874 nt
Organism: Choloepus didactylus (southern two-toed sloth)
Lineage: Eukaryota; Metazoa; Chordata; Mammalia; Pilosa; Megalonychidae
Gene: SLCO2A1
Product: solute carrier organic anion transporter family member 2A1
Exons: 14
Coding region: 1-1935 (644 amino acids)
Biological process (GO): sodium-independent organic anion transport; transmembrane transport; prostaglandin transport
Cellular component (GO): membrane
Molecular function (GO): protein binding; prostaglandin transmembrane transporter activity
Source: RefSeq, a predicted model, not a curated record
AUGGGGCUGUUACCCAAGAUCGGCGCGCCCCAGGGCAGCGACGCCUCUUCGGGCCGAACCGGCCGCUGCUCCCGCUCUGUCUUCGGCAACAUUAAGGUGUUUGUGCUCUGCCAUGGCCUCCUGCAGCUCUGCCAGCUCCUGUACAGCGCCUACUUCAAGAGCAGCCUCACCACCAUCGAGAAGCGCUUUGGCCUCUCCAGUUCUUCCUCGGGUCUCAUUUCCAGCUUGAAUGAGAUCAGCAACGCCAUCCUCAUCAUCUUUGUCAGCUACUUUGGCAGCCGGGUGCACCGUCCGCGGGUGAUCGGAAUCGGGGGUCUCCUCCUGGCUGCGGGGGCCUUCCUCCUCACCCUCCCGCACUUCCUCUCGGAACCUUACCAGUACACCAUGGCCAGCACCGGGAACAGCAGCCACUUCCAGGCCGAGCUCUGUCAGAAGCAUUGGCAGGAGCUGCCCCCCAGCAGGUGCCACAGCACCACCCAGGACAUCCAGAAGGAGGAGAGCAGCAUGUGGGGCCUGAUGGUGGUUGCCCAGCUGCUGGCUGGCAUCGGGACAGUGCCCAUUCAGCCAUUUGGGAUCUCCUAUGUGGAUGACUUUUCGGAGCCCAACAAUUCGCCCCUGUACAUCUCCAUCUUAUUUGCCAUCGCUGUAUUUGGACCGGCUUUUGGGUAUCUGCUGAGCUCUGUCAUACUGCAGAUCUUUGUGGACUAUGGCAGAGUCGACACAGCUACAGUUAACUUGAGUCCUGGAGACCCCCGAUGGAUUGGAGCCUGGUGGCUGGGCCUGCUCAUUUCCUCAGUCCUCUUGGUUCUCAUCUCUUUCCCCUUUUUCUUCUUUCCUCGAUCAAUGCCCAGAGGAGUAGAGAGGACUCCUGCCGUGGCGGACAAGGCAAGGAAGAUGGAAGAGGUCAAGUCAAGAGACUCCCUGGUGGAUUUCAUUAAAAAGUUUCCGCACAUCUUCCUGAGGCUCCUGAUGAACCCACUUUUCCUGCUGGUGGUCCUGGCCCAGUGCACCUUCUCCUCCGUCAUCGCGGGCCUCUCCACAUUCCUCAACAAGUUCCUGGAGAAGCAGUAUGGUGCAUCUGCGGCCUAUGCCAACUUCCUCAUCGGGGCUGUGAAUCUCCCUGCUGCGGCCUUGGGGAUGCUGUUUGGAGGAAUCCUCAUGAAGCGUUUUGUUUUCUCUCUGCAAACCAUCCCCCGUGUGGCCACUGCCAUCAUCAUCAUCUCCAUGAUACUCUGCACCCCUCUCUUCUUCAUGGGAUGCUCCACCCCGGUUGUGGCCGAGGUCUACCCCAUCAGCACAUCAAGUUCUAUACAUCCGCAGCCUCCUGCCUGCCGCAGGGACUGCUCGUGCCCGGAUUCCAUCUUCCACCCUGUCUGCGGAGAUAACGGAAUAGAGUACCUCUCCCCUUGCCAUGCUGGCUGCAGUGAGGUCAACAUCAGCUCUGCAGCCUCCAAGCAACCGAUCUAUUUGAACUGCAGCUGUGUGAACGGAGGAUCCGCUUCAGCAAAGACAGGAUCGUGCCCCAUUUCCUGUGCCCGCUUCCUGCUCCCGACCAUCUUUCUCAUCUCCUUUGCUGCCCUGAUAGCCUGCACCUCCCACAACCCCCUCUACAUGAUGGUUCUGCGUGUGGUGAACUAUGAAGAAAAGUCAUUUGCCAUCGGGGUACAGUUCUUGCUGAUGCGCCUGCUGGCCUGGCUGCCGUCUCCAGCCCUCUACGGCCUCACCAUCGACUACUCCUGCAUCCGGUGGAGCUCGCAGUGCUCGGGGAGGCGAGGAGCCUGCGCCUACUAUGACAACGACGCCCUCCGGGACAGGUACCUGGGCCUACAGAUGAGCUACAAGGCCCUGGGCACGCUGCUGCUGCUCUUCGUCAGCUGGAGGGUGAAGAAGAACAAGGAGUACAAUGUGCAGGAGAAGGCUGCGGGCCUCAUCUGACCCUCGGCCUCGGCUGCCCUGCUCCCAAGAGCGACUCCUGCCUCCUCCACAACUGUAUUUACUAAUGUUCAGAGGUCAUGUCCUUUUUGUUUUUUAAAUAAGGAAUCCCAGCAACCAUUUGCCCACCCUGCCUUCUACCCAACAAACUCCCCCCCAGGAUUCUUCAGGGCUGCUGUGCCCCUGGGCUGGGUGGGCAUACAGCUGCAGGGCUGGGGAGGGGUCCCGUAUGCCCAGGCUCUCUUUGGGUUCUCCAGCGUGGAUGCCCAUGAAGUGGCUCCUGCCCCUCACCAGCCCUGUGGGGGGUGGUUUCCUAAGUGGAUAAAGGAAAGGAGGUAUCUGUCCUCCUUGCAGGCAGCCCAGCUGUCCUUCUGAGAAGCAGGGGCGAGAGGAAGAAGGGAAUGGGCUGAGUGAUUAAUGGCCCAGAGCCAGGCUGGGGAGGGGGAGCCUGGCUGCAGCCCCUCUCACAGUUGGGUUUGGUGUCAGUGUGGAGCCAGGAGGCUCCCUUCCCCUCAGAACCUGACUUCCUGCCCCUAGAGGCCAUUUUGGAAGCUGCCACAUUGGGAAGUCCUGCCAGCUGGUCCCCUCUGGGUUAUUCACACUCAGGCACUGGAGUAAAGACUAAGAAGCUCUGAGGAAGGGCCACCCAAAGGCCAGUCAUGUUAACCCUGUAUUCUUUUGUACUUGGAUUUGCAUAUGCUUGUCUCUUGUCUUUCUGGGGGUGCAUUCCACACUGAGGAAGGCAGACCCUGGGGAAGACCCGAGGAGGAGCUCGGGAAGAUGCCCAGCUUCCCACUCUCACCGAGUAAGGAUGAGACCCCCCUCAACUCAGAGUAAUGGGAAGAGCCUCCCCAAGUUUCCCUGGGAACAGAAGAGGCUUCACACAGGCUUGUCUGUCUGGUCUUCAACCUGUACGCCAAGAGAGACAGAAUGAGAUAUCAGCAAAGCAAGUGAGGAAGCAGAAUGAAUGUCAACCACUACCCGUCUGGAUGGCAAGCUGCAGCCACAGAUUGGAGGCAGGCAAGGUUGACUUUCAUGGUUUCAAACAUGCCUGUAUCCAUAAACAUUUUCUCUGCCUCUUCUCAAUGCCCGCUGAGAGGUGGGCACCCUCCGUGGGCCUGGCAUGGUUUCAGACACCCUGGGUAUGUGGUAGAGGUUCAGUUAGAAGCCAACAAAUGAGGCCUUUUUAUCAACAGAUGUUAUAUUUACUGGAGAUCAACUUUGUACAAGGCUGUAUGUGGACAUCCACCCAAGUACAUGGUUCUCCACCAAACUUCCCCACAAAUCUUACCUAGUCCUCUCCAGCCAACGAGGGGCUCCUCUGAGCAAUGUGGGAGAAGGCACAGAAGAAUCCAGCAAUUUUCAACAAGGAUUCUGACCAUCCAUGGCCCUACCAAAUGGACCCUGUGCCCUGCCCUUUGCUGGUCAGAGACCUGGUGCUCUGUGCCCUCCGAAGCAGCCGGGCAUUAGUCCAUGGAAGAACAAAGCCCAUUGCUACGUAGCCCGCGAGUGUCAUUCCUCUUGGAAGACCUCCCCAGAAGCAUGCCAUCUUUGUGCCACCUCUGGGGAGAUUUCAUAUGAUGCUAAGCCUAUGGCCAAACUGCCAUGCAACUCAAGUCUUCGUGGAAGCCACCAUUACCGACAGCCUUAUUUCCAAAGCCACUAGCCUUAUUUCCAAAGAUCUCACUCAGGAAGGGAGGCUUCAUGCAACCUCAGGGGCCAGUUUCAGCAUUUACAAUGGUUCUGCUUGGAAAAUGAUUCCCUGCAACUAACCCUGGUCCUUCUUGCUGCAAUUUAACCAAAUUCUGAAGGUCCUGCCUUCAACUGAGCUUAUGAACGGUGAAUGCCAAGGUUCAGAUUCUGGAAGAUUGGUUGCCCUCCCAAACCUUUAUCCUAUUAUUAUUAUUGCUAUUAAUAUAUUAUAAUUAUGCUGUUGAUGUAA